GCCCAGAAACCCGGAAGUAGGGGAACGCUAAAUCGUGCAGCGCAAUAUAUGAGGAACCGGACUUCCGAAAAUACGUCGAAGCAGCUUAGCUUCACAUAUACCUUGCCCUUCGCGUAAGGCUUGCGCCGCAGCUAGGCUAGCUAGGCGACCAUCGACCGUACCGUACCGUGUGCCGAGCUCGAGUUCUGGAGUCGUCUUCACUACUUUACUACUAUAAAGUUACUUGCAUUUGCCGUCUAGAACGAUUACAGCAAUAGUUUUGUUGAAUUUGACCAACUACAAAUGGCACGGAGAGAGGAGUGCAUACCGAGGUGGUUGUGGCAUGCUUUUGACGCUCUUGAUAGUGAUAAAAAUGGAUCUGCUCCAAAGACAGAAUUAAAGGUCCUGACUGCUCAUAUUGGCAACUCACUAGGGGCUGAGAACAGCAAUGCCAUAGCCAAGCGUCUUAUGGAGCUAUUUGAGGAUCAUCAAUCCAUUGGCUUCAAUGACUACCGUGAAUUCUUGAGAAAAGAACAGUUUCUUGUCCUUGAAAACAUGGACCUGGUGAAGCUGGAGGAAGUAUCUUGGAUGAUCUGUGGGAGAUGUUAUGGGCCGAGAAAUAAGAAUGUCCUGGACAAUAGAGAUGUGUACAAGUUGUGGAGAAUCUUCAAUUUCUUUGCUGAGCCAGUAUUCCCAGUUGUUCUGGAUCCACAGGAAGCAGCUAUCAUGUUUGAGAAACUUGUUGUUGCUAUGGGAAUGAAGUGGAGUUUAACAGAAUUCCACUCUCACAUCGCAAUGCUUCAAACUCUGACAUUCACAAACUGCUUAAAGUUUUUUGAACAGCAAUACACGGGUAAAGUCGACAAGAUGUGUGUCCAAGUUGGCAUCUCAGAGGUCUACAAUAAUACGAUAGAAGAGGUGGAAAAAAUGGGUACAUUGAAGAAGAAAGGUCAUAAAGUAGCUAGCUGGAAGGAGAGAUGGUUUGUCCUUAAACCUGGUUGUAUUGCAUACUAUGUAGACAAGACACUCAAGGAUCAGAAAGGGGAAAUUCCUAUAACUAAGAAUUGGAAAGUUGAGGUACUUCCUGAACUGAAAGGUAAUAAGAACUUAUUCACAGUGUAUUCAGCAGACACCUCACAGAUCAACUCAAAGAGACGCUAUGAGCUUAAUGCAUCAGAUCCUAGAAAUAGACAAGAAUGGGUAACUGCCAUAGAGAAUGUAUUAAAACGGAUGGAAUGUGGUCAAUCCCCUCACGUCCAAGAUUUGGAGAGAAGAAGAGAUGAGAGGAGAAAGAGACAAGAAGAAGCCGAAGAGAUAGACAGAUUACGAAAGCUACAGAUAGAGGAGAAUGAGAAACAAAGACAGAGACUUGCGGAAAUGGAGAGGUUAAGAGAUGAAGCAGCACAGAAAGCUGAAGAUGAGCUAGCCCUCAGGAUGGCAAAGGAAAGAGAAGAAGAGGAGAAUAGAAGAAGAGAGUUGGAAGAAAGAGCUAAGACACAAGCAGAGAUUGAUGCCCUUAAAGCAGCUCGCGACGUGGCAGCCAGGAAAGCAGAAGAAGAGCUAGCAAUGAGGAUGCAGAGAGAACUGGAAGAAGCCAAGAAUAGGGUUAGAGAGAUGGCAGAUAAAGCAAGAACACAGGAAGAGAUUGAACAACUUAGAAUAGCUAGAGAUGAAGCAGCCAGGAAAGCAGAAGAGGAGCUGGCGCUAAGGAUGGCGAAAGAAGAAGAAGAAAGGGAGAACAGGAAACGAGAGGAAGAACAUAGGGAAAAGACUCAACAAGAGAUUGAUGCACUUAAAGCAGCUCGUGUAGAAGCUGAGAGGAGAGCAGAAGAAGAGGCAAAGAAGUUGAUAGAGAGACAGAAAGAAGAAGAGGAAAGGAGAAAAGUGGAAGAGGAAGAGAGAGAAAGACAGGCUAGAGAAUUAGAAGAACUAAAGAAGGCGUACGAGGAUGCAACAAAGAGAGCUGAGAUCGAGGAACGUUUGAAAGAGGAAGACAAGAAAAGGUUAGCAGAGCUUGAGGAAUCACUUCAGCAACUGGAACUGUUACUUGAAGAGGAGAGACAAGCCAAGAGGGAUGAAGAGAUUGUGCGUGCUCUGCAGGCUAGAAUUCUUUCUGAGGAAACUGAAAAGAGAGAGGAGCUGGAGAGAUUGAAGGAGGAGCAGGAUGCUCUUUUGAGGCAGGAGCAGGAGAAGAGGGAGCACCUGGAGCAGUGGAGUGAGGAGCUGGUUCAGCAGAGACUGGAGCAGGCCAGACAACUGGAGCUGGAGAGGGAAAGACUAGAAGAGCUGGAAGACCAACGAAGAGCUGCUGAUGAGAAACUCAAGGCUGCCAUGGACAAGCUUACUCAAGCUGAGGAAGCUAAGAAGUUACAAGAGAGGAGGAGGAGAGAGCUUGAGAAACCGGUAGGCUUAGCCCGAUUGAUUCAACCCAAAGCAAAACCUCUUACCACACACAGGGGUGUUGGGGCUUUCACUGCUGCACAGUUUGAGAUAGAAAAAGAAAGAAGACAGUUUGUCAAAGGGGAUGAAGGAAACGCUACAUUACCAUGCAGUGAAGGAACAUUGAAUGGCCAUCAACAGAAAGAGGUCAACGGGGUUACAGAGAAUGGUGUUGAAGGUGAAAGGUGAAAGGUCAUUUUAAGUUGUGUUUGCUUCCUAAGGUUAAAGAGCUGAGAUUAUGUCAUGAAAUACUUUAUUGUUUACUUCCUUUUCCUAUAGAA
Molecule: messenger RNA, 2699 nt
Organism: Lytechinus pictus (painted urchin)
Lineage: Eukaryota; Metazoa; Echinodermata; Echinoidea; Temnopleuroida; Toxopneustidae
Product: switch-associated protein 70-like
Exons: 14
Coding region: 283-2607 (774 amino acids)
Cellular component (GO): nucleus; cytoplasm
Source: RefSeq, a predicted model, not a curated record